AUGGCGUAUCUCUUCGAAACCACGACCCUUUCCGAACGUGACAUUCGCUCCAUGCUUCAAUUGCGCGGUGGACUACCCGUUGAGCACCGCGUCACGGCGUGGAAGUUCUUGCUACGUCUCCCGGGUAACUCGAAGCACUUCGCUCAGCUCGUAUCCAGAGGACCGCACCCGGCGGCGUUGGCUAGCCUUUCAAUCCGCUACCCCUUGCGCGACCGAAAACUCUUUCGGAAAGCGGCCGUGCUUUUGUCUGCAUUGGCUCAUUGGUCACCGAUCUUGGCGGAGGUUGAGUUCGUGCCGAGUUGGCUGUUUCCCUUCUGCGUGGUUUUUGGUCAGGACGACUUAGGAGCCUUCGAGGCGGCGGUGUCUUUUUUUUUGCACUGGGGGUCGCGGCUUCUGGUAACCUUUCCACAGCCACCCGUGCCGGUGCUAGCGGGCAUGGAGCUCGCGCUGCAACGCGCUGAUCGGGAGCUCGCGGCCCACCUCAAGUCCCUCAGCGUCGGAGCGCUAUCCUACGGGUGGCCCCUGCUGCGUAGUGCCUUCUCGGAGGUGCUAGCCCGGGAGGAGUGGCUGUGUCUCAUCGAUCGAAUUCUGGCGAACGCCCACCAGCCCGAGCUUCUCGAGGCUGCCGUUGUGGGCUUCGUGGUUUCCUUUCGGAAGCAGCUGCUUGUCCUGGAGUCGAUCGAGGAGGCUGAAGCCUUCUUUAGGCGGCAGCAGUCACCCUCGGCCUCCGACCUCCAACGGAUGUUUCGGGUGAUGGAAAAGGUGUCGAGUUACGUUCAACAACCCGAAAGAUUGGGAGGUCAAGUGGACAGCGAUGGUGAAGAUGUGGGCGAGGCGAUGGCGGCAUUAGCUUUGCUUCGCGUAGCCCCUCAGGAGUUAAAACCGCUUCCGAAGGUUGGGGCUUAUCCGUUCUUUGACGGGUACCCGCAGUUUGUGAUCAACUAUCAGGCGGAGAUGAGGCAGAGAGUGGCCGCACAGGAGCGCGACAUGAGACACAAGUACCGGCUGGUGAAAGAGCUAAGGCAAGGGGCAGGGGCUAUCGCCAGCAGAGAGGGGGCACCGAAGAAGUGGGUAGAGGAUAAUAUCGAGAAGUUGGUUGAGGCGUGAGCUUAUGUCCAUGUGGUAGUUGAUCUAACUGAGAUUGUAUCAGCGCGCGCGAUCGCGUACACGGUCGAAACAAGGUAGCAGUUAUCAACACGGAUCAAUAAUACCGUCGUGCUGGAAGCAGUGGAUGAGCCAUAAGGGCGUGUCGGUUGUGAAAUUUUGGAAAUGGAUGGGGUGCAUGUGCCUUGUGCUAAUCCUUAAGGGGGUCAAGAGUGUUUUGGUAGCAGUAUCGUGAAUGGGUGGGUUUUGUAUUAAACUGCGCGUUGGAUGCUCAGUUAGUUGCGUUUUACUUUGUUUCGAGAGGGUCAAGACCGACUGCGUGAUGCUCGAGCUCGUGAAAUCGAGUAGGUUCGAGUUGCCGACUUGGUGUGGGGACAAGCUUCAAAGGGUCAACGACUACCUCUUUUCAGACCACACCUCGGGAUGUAAACAUUCCAAACAAACGC
Messenger RNA from Ectocarpus sp. CCAP 1310/34, 1550 nucleotides. NCBI's taxonomy places the organism in Eukaryota, Phaeophyceae, Ectocarpales, Ectocarpaceae. The record is from the annotation of a GenBank genome assembly.